Messenger RNA from Racocetra persica, 594 nucleotides. The record is from the annotation of a GenBank genome assembly. NCBI's taxonomy places the organism in Eukaryota, Fungi, Glomeromycota, Glomeromycetes, Diversisporales, Gigasporaceae.
AUGUCUUUAAGCGAAAAUAAGGAAAAUGAAAAUUUUCCAUUACCUAUGUCUUUAGAGCAGCUAGAUUUAAGUGAAUAUGAAGAUAACGAGUUAGUACAAGAAGUUGCACAAGAUCUAUGGAUAUUUUUUCAAUCCAAAAAUUGCGAAUGCCGAAUGAGAAAUACCUAUCAAUGUUUUGAAAAAGUUGGAUUUAAACGAUUUUUUGAACAACAUAUGCAAUUUCGUAGCCUAGAUAAAAAAGAACUAGAUUUGGUUUUAAUAGGUCAGCUUAUGGCAUUUGAGUAUAAUCAAACAAAUAAAAAUGCUAAACAGAAAUUUAAUUAUCAGUUUAAUAACGAUAUUAAACUCUGUAAAAAUACAUAUCUUAAGUUAAUUGGAGUUGGAAACAGAUAUCUAAUUCAAAUUAAUAAGAGUUUAAUAAAUAAAGGAUUAGUUAAACGAUUACAUGGCAAUACAAAGCGAAUUUCUAAUAUAAAAAGCCAAAGAGAAUUAAUUCAAAAAAGAUUAGAUGAUCAUAAACAAAAAGCAGAAAUAGAACGAGAUUAUUAUCAUAAUAACAUUUUAACAAGUACAAUCUUACCUGAUACAGCGCAU